AUGGCCUGUAUUCCUCAUAAAUAUGAAUAUUUUCAAGCCCAACAGCCCAAAACUCAGGAGAGUGAACUGAAAAUGAGCACUACGUUGUCAGACACUGCUUCGCAAUUGACUACAGGCAUUCCGCUUUCUCUGGCAUCAUCUGGCGUAAACAAAAUGCUUCCUUCAGUUUCAACCACAGUUACUCAGGCUUCUUGUUCUGGUUGUAAAAAAAUCCUCCAAAAAGGACAAACUGCUUAUCAGAGAAAAGGAUCUACUCAGCUAUUCUGCUCCACACUGUGCAUCACUGAAUACAUUUCAUCAGCAAGUUUACCGGCUUCUUCCAAGAGAACUUGCUCAAACUGCUCCAAAGACAUCUUAAAUCCAAAGGAUGUGAUCAGUAUUCAGCUGGAAAAUACUUCUAGUAAAAAUUUUUGUAGCCAAUCUUGUCUUUCAUCAUAUGAAGAAAAAAGAAAACCAUUUGUUACCAUAUGUAGUAAUAGCAUUUUAACUAAAUGCAGCAUGUGUCAGAAGCCUACUGUUAUUCAGUAUGAAGUAAGAUACCAGAACGUGAAAUCCAGCCUCUGCAGUAAUAACUGCUUCUUAAAGUUUCACUCUGCUAACAACCUUGUCAUGAACUGUUGUGAGAACUGUGGGGUUUACUGUUACACGAACUCUAGUUCAUUCCACAUACUUCAGAUGGAAGGACAAUCUCAGUACUUUAAUAGUUCAAAGAAUGUAACAGCAUGCAAGCAGAAACCAGCCAAAAUACUUCCAUCUGUUCUUUUCAAAUCCCUGAAGCCCUCAGAUGAAAUUAUUGAGACUACCAAUGACUUUGGGAAGACAGAGCUUUUCUGCUCUAUUCAUUGUUUCUCUGCUUACAAUAAAGCUAAGAUGGAAUCUUCUGCAGUAAAUGUUCCCAUGGUACUAGAGGCUUCAACUGAACUUUCUCCAAAGACAGAUUCAACUCCAGUUAUAAGCAAUAUAGUGUCAUUGGCAGAUCCUCCUGGUGAACUGUCCAUUGUGAAUUCUGACAUCCUAGAUGGUACAGUUUCUCCAGUAACAUCAAAUGUCAUUGCAGAUAUUUCUAAGAAUUCACCCAGUGAAUCAAGUAGUGGUAUUGCUAACAGCAAUGUGGAACAGCCAAGCCUUUCACCAUCUUCAUCUGUACCCAGUCAGCAUACAGUUGGCUCUGAUAUGGAAGGACAAAAAGAUCAAGUGUCAAGCCAGGACCCUACAUACAAUUUGAAAUCCAUAAAAAUAAACGAUGGACUGUGUCAUCUACAGUUUACAUCCAAAGUACAAAAAGUUAAAGGGAAAUCACGAAGUAUUAAAAAAUCUUGCUAUUCAAAUCAAUAUUUGGAAAACAGUGGUAAAAAGGAUGUGACAUUCUGUUAUUCAUGUCAAUUGUUUUGCCAAAAAAUUUUUAGCUCUGGAAGAGAGUCAUUUACAACUCAAAGAAUUUCUAAUUGGAAAAAAACUAUGGAAAAAUUCAGAAAGCAUGAAAAAAGUGAGAUGCAUUUGAAGUCAUUGCAGUUUUGGAGGGAAUACCAGUUUACUGAUGAAGCUGUCAAUAAUAAUUUGUCUGUUCAUUCAAAAAAAAAUGAGGAAAACAAAGACUUCUUAAAAUUUAUCAUUGAAACUAUUUUGUUUCUUGGAAAGCAGUGUUUACCCUUCAGAAGAAAUGACCAAUCUGUUUCAUCUAUAAAUAAAGGCAAUUUUUUAGAAUUGUUAGAAAUCAGAGCAAAAGAUAAAGGAGAAGGAACAUUUCAACUUAUGAACUCACAAGUUGACUUCUACAAUAGCUCACAAGUUCAAACUGAAAUUAUUGAAAUAAUAAAGACUGUAAUGUUGCAAGAUAUUGUGAAUGAGAUCAAUGUCUCCUCAGCUUUUUCAGUGAUUUGUGACGAAAUAACUGAUAGUACCACUAAAGGACAAUUUUCAGUUUGCAUAAGGUACCCACAAAAAACAUCAAAGACUAUUUUAAUAAAAGAACGAUUUGUGGGUUUCAUUGAUAUUGAAGAGGUAACUGGGACUGACUUACAUAGGAUUAUUAAAACUUAUCUACAGCAAAUUGGAGUUGAUUUGAAAAACAUACGUGGCCAAGCCUAUGAUAGUACCAUUAAUUUGAGGGGAAAUUUUAAUGAAAUUGCAGCAGAGUUCAAGAAAGAAGAGCCAAGAGCUUUAUACUUACAUUGUUACGCACAUUUUUUGGAUUUAGCAGUCAUUAGGUUUUGUCAAGAAGUAAAGGAACUCCAAAGUACUUUAAAUACUCUCGAUACUUUGUUCAACACUAUUCGGAUGUCUGGGGAAAUAUUGGCAAAUUUACAGAAUAUUUGUAAACUAAGCCAAAACAAAACAUGCAAGAAACAUCUAUCACAGUCAUGUUGGACAGCUCAUGACCAUAUAUUAUUAUCUAUAAUUGAGGGUCUUCCAGAGAUUAUCAAAACAUUGGAAGCUAUAUCAAGCCAUUCUUCAAACAUAAAUUUAGCUGAUAAAUUGAGUAAUUUGUUGACAUUGAUUUCCAAAUUUGAAUUUAUCUUUUGUUUAAAAUUUCUUUAUCAAGUGCUGAGUGUUACAGAAAUCCUUUCCAAAGAACUUCAGAGUGAAACUAUGAACAUUUUUUCUUUGUCUUCAAAAAUAGAAACAAUCUUUGAAUGUUUAUCAUCUGAGAGAAAUGAUGUUUAUUUCAAAACCCUCUGGGAUGGAGCAGAGGAAAUAAGUCAGAAAAUCACCAGUAAAGGUUUUGAAGUUGAAAAACCUCUUCAAAAAAGAAGAAAAAUUCAGAAAACAAUAGAUCAUAGCAAUUCAGAUAGUAUGUUUCUUUCUACUUCAACUGAGGAACACUAUAAAAGUAAUAUUUAUUACCAAGGAUUGGAUACUCUAUUGCAGAAUUUAAAAUCAUGCUUUUCAGAGUUUGAUUAUGGCAAAAUACAGCAAAUUUCAGAGCUAUUGUUUAAAUGGAAUGAGCCAUUAAAUGAAGCAACUGCCAAACAUGUUCAAGAAUUUUAUAAACUUGAUACAGAUAUUGUACCAGAACUUAGGUUUUAUAGGCAUUAUGCAAAGCUCAACUUUUUCAUGGAUUGUGAUUGUGUCAACUUCAUAAAUCUUAGCUAUUUGUUUAUUCAGCAUGGGCUUUACAGUAAUGUCCCUGGCAUCUCUCAUCUAUUACAUAUUGCUUUGUCUUGGCCAAUUACUUCAGCAAAUGCUCAAAACUCAUUUUCUGCACUGCCUCGCCUGAAAGCAUACUUACAUCAUACCAUGGGGCAAGAGAGAUGUAGUGACAUGGCCUUGAUGGCAGUUGAGCAGGAAUUGGUAAACAAUCUGAUGGAGCCCGAAAGACUCAAUGGAAUUGUGGAAAAGUUUAUCAAUCAGAUGAAAUAA
Chrysochloris asiatica (Cape golden mole) is the source of this 3360-nucleotide messenger RNA. It is a transcript of the gene ZMYM1, whose product is annotated as zinc finger, MYM-type 1. The transcript is spliced from 9 exons. The record is from RefSeq and is a predicted model, not a curated record. NCBI's taxonomy places the organism in Eukaryota, Metazoa, Chordata, Mammalia, Afrosoricida, Chrysochloridae. Bases 1 to 3360 code for a protein of 1119 amino acids. Gene Ontology annotation, molecular function: zinc ion binding; protein dimerization activity.